GUGAGCACCGAACCGAGCCGAGCAUCUUAUUUUGAUCUUAUUAGUUAUUUAGUCUGUGCUGCAGUGAGCCUCAAAAAUAGUAAUGAAAUGAAUAUUUGAAUAAUUCCCAGUGCUGUGCAUCUCCGCUGUGAUAGCUUCAUCAUCUCCUCUUAUAAUGGUCUAACAACUUCAUUAUGUUUUAAAAAGGUGAUUUAUUUUACUACGGACGUGAAAGAUAUAUCUACAAUUUUAUUACAUAUCGUUUUUGAACUCAAAAGUUUGGUUUUCAAUUAGAACCAAAUAAGAAACAUGACGCGCCGUUGUUUUUUAAAAUGUUUACUAGAUUCACAUGCACCCAUAAAGCUGCCUCAUAGAGAGGAAGUGAUAGUCGGACGCAGUAAAAUAACCAAAAUCAAAGAUCAAUCUUGCUCUAGGCAGCAAAUUAGCUGCAAAGCCGACUGUGAAGCUGGUUUUGUGGAGGUGAAGCAGCUGGGAAUAAAUCCAGCUGGUCUGGACGGCUUUGCAUUAGCUAAAUGUGGAGUGUACAGACUUGGGCAUGGAAGUAAAAUAGAAGUCUUAUUGAACCACUAUGUUCAUGUCAUUGAGUUUGAUCCUCCACCUGAUGAGGCUGAACCCAAACACAGUGGCAAGAGGAAACUAGAAGAAGAUGAAACAACACCAAUGAAAAGGAAAGCCCUGAAAAUGGAGCCAGAGAAAGACUUUAAAGAUACACCCUUGGGGAAGGAAACUACAGAAGACCUGUGGGAAGAAAUUGAUAAUCGUGAACUUUACAUUUUUACUUCAAAGGGAGUUCGGUCUAGCAGCAAGAUAGCCGCUUUUGACAUGGACGGUACUCUUAUUAAAACAAAAUCUGGUAAAGUGCACCCAGUGGACUUAAAUGACUGGCAGAUAGCAUUCCCUCCUGUUCCACAAAAAUUAAAAGACUUGUUGUCUCAGGGAUUCAAGAUUGUGAUUCUGAGUAACCAAGCUCCUAUUGGGAAUGGGAGGGUUAAAAUAGAAGAUUUUAAAAAGAAAAUUGAGAGUAUAGUUCAGAAAUUAGAUAUUCCUAUUCAGGCUUACAUAGCAACAGGGAAAGGGUUCUACAGGAAACCAACAACUGGCAUGUGGAAGAUUUUGUCAGAGCAGAAAAACGACAGUAUAGAUAUUAAUAUGGAUGAGUCUUUCUACUGUGGUGAUGCAGCAGGCAGAGUGGCUAACUGGGCUCCGGGAAAGAAGAAGGACCACUCUAUGGCAGACAAACUUAUGGCAGAGAAUCUAGGUCUUAGGUUCUACACCCCUGAGCAAUUUUUCCUCGGCCAUUCUAUAAACAAUGUGCAGAUGAGCAAACCUGAGUUUAUUCCUUCAGAAUUAACAUCUGAACCAUUCAAUGAAAAUCUUAUUGGUACCAACCAGGAGAUUCUAGUAUUAGUAGGAUUUCCAGGAAGUGGCAAGUCAUUUGUAGCAAAACAAAUUGAACAAAACUCUGGUAAUAAAUAUGUGGCAGUCUGCAGAGAUGUUCUGGGUACUUGGCAGAAAUGUGCUGCAAAAGCUACGGAGUUAAUACAGAAAGGAAAAAGCGUGAUAGUGGACAGCACCAAUCCCGACGUGGAGUCGCGUGCUCGCUGGACGUCUCUAGCCAGGGAGAUGAAGGUGGAGUGCCGAUGCGCCAAGAUGGCGACUAGUAAAGCACAUGCGCGGCACAACAACAAGUUCAGGGAGCUUAUGAAAGUCAAGCACGUGCCCGUCAACGACAUCGUCUUUAACACUUACAAAAAUAAAUAUGCUGAUCCUACAGCAAGUGAAGGUUUUAAAGAAGUGAUUGAAGUGAAAUUCAAUCCCAGUUUCGAAGACAAAGAAGCAGAGGCGCUUUACAAAAUGCAUCUGUUAGAAAAAUGAAAUUCAUGAAGUAGGUAAUUAUUAUUUUAUUUAUAAAAACCGUGAUACAGAAAUAAACAGUUAAUAUUCCA
Molecule: messenger RNA, 1946 nt
Organism: Pectinophora gossypiella (pink bollworm)
Lineage: Eukaryota; Metazoa; Arthropoda; Insecta; Lepidoptera; Gelechiidae
Gene: PNKP
Exons: 6
Coding region: 289-1875 (528 amino acids)
Biological process (GO): DNA repair
Molecular function (GO): double-stranded DNA binding; ATP-dependent polydeoxyribonucleotide 5'-hydroxyl-kinase activity; polynucleotide 3'-phosphatase activity
Source: RefSeq, a predicted model, not a curated record